Peromyscus californicus insignis is the source of this 685-nucleotide messenger RNA. RefSeq names its product WAP four-disulfide core domain 3 (gene Wfdc3). Gene Ontology annotation, molecular function: peptidase inhibitor activity. Gene Ontology annotation, cellular component: extracellular region. The record is from RefSeq and is a predicted model, not a curated record. Gene Ontology annotation, biological process: innate immune response; antibacterial humoral response. The coding region runs from base 103 to 516 and encodes 137 amino acids. The transcript has 5 exons. Lineage: Eukaryota; Metazoa; Chordata; Mammalia; Rodentia; Cricetidae.
UGCCGCCGGGGAGCCGCGUCUCGGUGGAUUUCCGGAUCUUGGGUGUGGGGGACGAGGUUGGGGCUUCCAAACCCCUGGAAGACGACGGCUGGGGACCGAGUGAUGCUAAGCUACUUCUUCCUCAUGAAGGCACUUCUUGCUCUUGGGUCCCUGGCGUCCUGGGUAACAGCAGGAGAGCACGAAUUAAGUGGUGGAUGUCCUGCUGACCCUCUUCCCUGUAAGGAGCUGUGUGAUGGGGACACAUCUUGUCCCCAGGGACACAAAUGCUGCAGCACUGGGUGUGGCCACGCCUGCCGAGGAGACAUUGAAGGAGGGCGGGAUGGUCAUUGUCCCAGAAUUCUGGUGGGCCUGUGUAUUGUCAACUGCAUGGUGGAUGAGAACUGUCAACCUGGGGAAAAGUGCUGCAAGUCAGGCUGUGGCCGCUUCUGCAUCCCCCGACUCCAGCUACUCCACCUGCCCAAAGACUCCAACUUCACCAAUCGGUCUACAUCUGAAUCAGAAUUUCAAGCACCCUAGCUGUUCUGACUUGUCUGGAAUCUUCUGGAAGCCAAGAAGGGGUGAUGUCCUGGGGCUUGUGACACUCCCACAGAUAUCAGGCCUUUUCCUCUUUGCUUCUGCUGCCUGGAGCACACAGAACAGCCCUGGGGACAGGUGCUUCUCUUUCCCAAUAAAAGACUGGCAUGGA